ACCCUUUUUUUUUCAAGUGUGAAUCGGUCUCAUUCCCCAUGUCAUGAAAAAAACAUUAAAAACAGGGAAGAAAGAGACCAAGAAAAGACUCGCUUUAACUGAUGAAUUCAAGUCCGGACCCAAGACCCAUAAUCCAAACUCAGUACAAAAAACUGUUUUACCAUCGUUAAUUUUUUUUUUUUGGAAAAAAACAAAAAAGAAAAAGAUCACAUUGCCAAUUCUCCCAACCCCUCUGCCCCUCUCUCUCAGUGUACAAGAGGGAUUUAGUGCCCAAUUGUGCAGAGAAAAGAGUGCUCGCUGAUCGGGUUUUGAUUACAAGACCUUCUAUUCCAGUCACUUUUAUAUCUGAACGUGAAAUUUGUGCUUUUUGAGGAUUCUUGAUUGGGUCUUGACUAUAUUGGGAUACCUUGAGCUGGGUGUGGAUCAAGAUUUGUUACUGUUUCUUGAUUGCUUCUGGGGUUUUAGGUUGUAUUAAGGGUUUAGGUUUCUCUAGGCUUCCAAUUCCCCGUCUUGUCCUGCAGUAAAUGACUAUUGGAUUAGAAUUCUUCAUCUGCGGGUGGAGCAGUAAUACGUAGGGUUUUUUUUUUUUUUUUUUUGGUCAUUUCUGCAUUAAACUUUUUAUCCAUAACCCGUUGAAAUUCACUGCAGUCUCAAUGUCCUUAUUCUGAACAUCAUUGAUUUUCCGAUAGAAUUGUUUAUAACUUCUUUAAAAUCUGAUAUUUGGUUUUGGGUUCUUCAAAGUUCUUUCUCUUCAAUAAAGACUUUGAUUUUCGAUGGCUAAACAACCUCAACCUUCCCUUGCAUAUCCUCUCACAGUUGCUCCCACAAACCCUGAUACAUCAACACCUCAACCUGAGAAAACUCCAAUAAAUCCUUCUACUCCAAUGCUACCUGGAGCCCCUAGAUUUCCCUCUCCUAAUUUGCAACAAGAUCAGAGCCCUUCUCCCUCAAUCAAAACUCCAAUUUUACAAUCACCAUUCAAUGGGAUCAAAACUGGAAGCUCGAUUCCUCAUUUAAGCACUCCCCCUGGUCCUCCUGUUUUUACUUCACCAGUCCGGCCUGCUGCUGUGCCUUUCCGGACUUCUCCUGCAACACCUCAACCAGUUGCUUUCUCAUCAGGAUCCUCAUUGCCCACAUCAUCACCACCGCAUUUCUCAAAUGGGUCAGCACAGUUGCAUCACCAAGUUCCCCAAGCUACAGAGGAUUCAAUAUCUAUUGAGGAAUUACCCUGCGUCUUAUUCUCUGCUCACAAGGUGCUGAAGCAGAAGAAACUAGCCAAUGUAUCCAGUUUGGGUUUUGGGGCAUUGAUUUUUCCUGGGAGGGAGAUUUCACCAGGACCUCAGAUAAUACAGCGUGAUCCCCAUCGUUGCCAAAACUGUGGAGCUUAUGCAAAUCUCUAUUGCAAGAUAUUACUUGGUUCAGGCCAGUGGCAAUGUGUAAUUUGCAGGAAAUUGAAUGGAAGUGAUGGUGAAUACAUCGCUCCAAGCAAAGAAGACCUUAGUAACUUACCGGAAAUUUCAUCACCUAUGGUUGACUAUGUUCGAACUGGGAACAAGAGACCUGGUUUUGUUCCAGUUUCUGAUUCCAGAAUGUCUGCACCCAUUGUUCUUGUUAUAGACGAAUGUUUAGAUGAACCACACCUGCAACAUUUGCAAAGCUCCUUGCAUGCAUUUGUAGAUUCACUUCCCCCUGCAGCAAGAAUUGGAAUCAUAUUGUAUGGCCGUACAGUAUCGGUUUAUGAUUUUUCCGAGGAAUCAAUGGCAUCUGCUGAUGUACUUCCUGGUGAUAAAUCACCUUCUCAGGAAUCCUUGAAAGCAUUGAUCUAUGGAACUGGUGUGUACUUGUCACCGAUGCAUGCUUCAAAAGAAGUGGCUCACCAAAUUUUUUCAUCAUUAAGACCUUAUAAAUUAAAGAUUGCGGAAGCUUCAAGAGAUCGGUGCCUGGGUACUGCAGUUGAGGUUGCACUGAGUAUAAUUCAAGGACCAUCUGCAGAAAUGUCACGAGGUGUAGUCAAACGGGCUGGAGGUAAUAGCAGAAUUAUUGUGUGUGCUGGUGGACCCAGUACUUAUGGCCCUGGAUCAGUCCCACAUUCUCUUAGUCACCCAAAUUAUCCUUAUAUGGAAAAGACGGCAUUAAAAUGGAUGGAGCAUCUGGGUCACGAAGCAUAUCGACAUAAUACAGUGGUUGACAUUUUAUGUGCUGGAACAUGUCCUGUGAGAGUUCCACUUCUGCAACCUCUUGCAAAAGCUUCUGGAGGCAUUUUGGUUCUUCAUGAUGACUUUGGAGAAGCAUUUGGUGUAAACUUGCAAAGGGCAUCUACUAGGGCAUCAGGAUCCCAGGGACUAUUGGAGAUUCGCUGUUCUGAUGAUAUUCUUAUUACUCAAGUUGUGGGUCCGGGUGAAGAGGCGCAUAUAGACACUCAUGAAACUUUCAAAAAUGAUGUUUCUUUCUCAAUUCAAAUGUUAAGUGUAGAAGAAACCCAGAGCUUUUCUCUUUCUAUGGAAAAUAAAGGAGACAUCAAGAGUGAUUGUGUAUAUUUCCAGUUUGCAAUUCAAUACAUGAGCCUUUAUCAAGCUGAUAUUUCAAGAGUUAUUACUGUUAGAUUGUCUACUGUUGAUAGUGUUUCAGCAUAUCUUGAAAGUGUUCAAGAUGAAGUGGCUGCAAUCCUUAUUGCCAAAAGGACUCUCUUGCGAGCCAAAAACUAUUCUGAUGCAAUUGAUAUGCGGACAAUAAUAGAUGAGAGAAUUAAAGACAUUGCUUUGAGAUUUGGAUCGCAGGUACCAAAGUCAAAACUUCAUCGAUUCCCCAAAGAACUCUCGUUGUUACCAGAGUUCCUUUUUCAUCUCAGAAGGGGACCCCUUUUGGGAAACAUUGUUGGGCAUGAAGAUGAGAGGUCUGUGCUGCGGAAUUUGUUUCUCAAUGCAUCCUUUGAUCUUUCACUGCGUAUGGUGGCACCUCGUUGUUUAAUGCACCGUGAAGGGGGCACUUUUGAAGAAUUACCUGCUUAUGACCUUGCAAUGCAAUCUAAUACAGCUGUUGUUCUUGACCAUGGUACUGAUGUCUUCAUCUGGUUGGGUGCUGAACUAGCUGCUGAUGAAGGAAGAAGUGCAGCAGCUUUGGCAGCUUGCAGAACUUUAGCUGAAGAGCUCACUGAAUUGCGCUUUCCAGCUCCUAGGAUCCUUGCUUUUAAGGAAGGGAGCUCUCAAGCUCGAUACUUUGUUUCUCGUCUGAUACCUGCACACAAGGAUCCUCCUUACGAGCAGGAGGCAAGAUUCCCACAGCUUCGAUCUUUGACAACAGAACAGCGAACGAAGCUAAAAUGCAGCUUUAUUCACUUUGAUGAUCCUAGUUUGUGUGAGUGGAUGCGAAGCUUGAAAGUGGUGCCACCAGAACCAAGUUAAGCAGUAACGUCCUGCAAUUCAGUGGCAGGUGUACCUCCAGAAACAAUUUUAGGAGCUGCAUCCUACGUUUUGGCGAACGGAAACCUGUCUUCUCCUCUUUCUAUCCCUUUCUUAUCUGCUCUGUGGAUAAGGGUAAGUUUUCUUGGAUGAUAUCUUUCAAUAUCAUCUAAUCUUUAUUUUUUAUUUUUGACAUAGGAAGCACCUACAUUUGAGUGUGAAAAGUUUUGAUAUUAUUCUGUUUAUCCAUUGAAAUACUUUGCGGGAGCAAUAAAAAUUACCUUUCUUGAGCCGUCA
Messenger RNA from Manihot esculenta (cassava), 3695 nucleotides. RefSeq names its product protein transport protein SEC23. Gene Ontology annotation, biological process: intracellular protein transport; COPII-coated vesicle cargo loading; endoplasmic reticulum to Golgi vesicle-mediated transport. The record is from RefSeq and is a predicted model, not a curated record. Lineage: Eukaryota; Viridiplantae; Streptophyta; Magnoliopsida; Malpighiales; Euphorbiaceae. Gene Ontology annotation, cellular component: COPII vesicle coat; endoplasmic reticulum exit site. Gene Ontology annotation, molecular function: zinc ion binding; GTPase activator activity. Bases 774 to 3401 code for a protein of 875 amino acids. The transcript has 6 exons.